Molecule: messenger RNA, 1906 nt
Organism: Contarinia nasturtii (swede midge)
Lineage: Eukaryota; Metazoa; Arthropoda; Insecta; Diptera; Cecidomyiidae
Product: toll-like receptor 13
Exons: 9
Coding region: 275-1771 (498 amino acids)
Cellular component (GO): extracellular matrix
Molecular function (GO): protein binding
Source: RefSeq, a predicted model, not a curated record
CGACGAGCAAAAGCACAGUCCGUAAUUGUAUAUUGAAUCUUCCAGCGAGAGUUUGUGUGUUUGUAUCUUAUUGUGAAAUACUGUUUGGAGUGCGUGCACUGAGAAGUAAUUAUUCAUUUGUGCCAUAUUCGCUUGUAAAAUCAUUUUUGGACCAUUUAGUGUAAUUAGUAGUUGAACACAGAAAAAGUGUCGGCACAACAUCAUAGAAUAAGUGAAGGCAUACUCAAGGCAUAGACAAGGGUUUAUAGCACAAUUCUAUUGAACAAGCUGAGCGAUGAGGUUACUUUGGACGGCAGUGACUUUGAUCUGUACGAUAAAUUUCGUGCACGGUAAAACCAACAAUGGUACGGGCAAGAUAGAAAUUUGUGAUACAUGUCUUUGUAAUGUAAAUGAAAAAUAUUUAAAUUGUGCCGAUCAAAAUUUAUAUAAACUAUUCGAAGCCAAAGACUGGGAUGCACUCAUUUCAGCGAACAAAACGGCCGUAUUGGACAAAGUUGAAUUUAAAAAGAAUGGCAUUGAAGUGAUAACGAUCUUUCCAAAAUUGGACAUUCGUUCAUUGAGUUUUCAACAUAAUAAAAUUCGUCAAAUUGAAGAUCGAGCAUUUUUCAAUUUGACCACGUUGGAACGAUUAGAUUUAUCGGAUAAUAAACUGACACGCGAAGCAUUGCAGAGCAAAGUGUUCGAAGGACAUUAUGAUUCAAAAUUGUAUGAACCAUUGACCAAUUUGAAAUGGUUAAAUUUGGCAUCAAAUGAUUUGCAUACACUGGACCUCGAUCUAUUCGAUCAUUUUCCAAAUUUGGAAACGCUGAUUUUGGCACACAAUCAAUUCAGAAUUCUCGAUGGAAAUACUGUCAAUGCGAUUUCGGGCAUUCCAAAAUUACAAGUAUUAGAUAUGAGUGCGAUGGAACUAAAAGAAAUACCAUCAUCGCUAUUUCAUGGACCACGAAAUACAUUGAAAGUGCUCAAUUUAACUGGAAAUCUACUUACCGAAAUUCCCGAUGCCCUUCAUUAUGCCGCCAAUUUGGUCGAAUUGGUUUUAGAUGAUUUACUCAUUGAGCACAUUGGUGGAAACUACAGUCGAUUACCUAAACUCAACAAAUUGGAAAAGCUGAGCAUUUCGUUUAUGAGAAAAUUGCAAACGAUCGAAGAAGGUGCCUUCUCAGGCUUACCCGCAUUGCGUGAAUUUAACUGUCAAUCGAACCUUCACUUAAACUCAAUUCAUCCGCAUUCCUUCAACUCGACGGAAAUCCAUGGCAACUCAUCGGGAACUAAUGUCGAUUGGCCACCGAUUCAAAGUUUGAUUUUGUACAGCAAUAACCUGUCGGUGAUUAGUAAAGAAUUGAUCUUAUACUGGAAAGAAAUUGAUGAGAUUGACAUUCGUUACAAUCCAUGGAAGUGUGCCUGUGAAAAUCAAUGGAUGGUCAAUGAAUUGAUACCCAUGAUUAAAGAGAAAUCAAAGAAAAACCCUUCCUUGUAUGAGGAUAUCAAAUGUGAUCAUCCAAUCGAAAUGAAGGGUAGAUCAUUUGAUGACUUGAACUUGAAACAUGUUGGAAUGAGAUGUGAAGACUAUUAUGGCCGACGACCAGAACGAGAUGGACCGAUACUUGUCGGCAUUUUUAUCGGAAUUUUGAUUGGCAUUCCAGUAACGAUGGCCGCUCUAUUCCUAUAUAGACGUGGAUGUUUCGGUAUAUUUGGAUAUAGACCAAACCCAGCCGACUAUGGUCGAGCGUUUUAUAAACGAACAGAACUCAGAGAGGACUUACACAUAUAAAUUGCAUAAUGUUCAAUGUUUAGUUUUUACCAGAAAUGUCAACCAAAUUCAAUUUUAAUGCAUUUUGAUUACAAUUGUGAUUUUAUGCUAGUUUAAAUACAUACAUAAUACAUACGUACAUUAUUAUUUUGUGUA